AUGUUGGGACAUUUCAAGAGCGUGGUUACAGCCUACCUGGCCUUGACAGUCACCGUACAGCCCUCAGUCGCAGCGCCCGGGGCCCAUCCUGACACAGCCCAAGUCCUCAGUCAGGAUGCACUCGAACGAUCCCAAGCCUCUGACUCCAUCAAGUACGGACAGUGCUACCAGAUCAAGAACAAGGAUGGACAAGACCUCGGUCAUCUGCCAGCCGUUCCUGACUGGAACUACCUAGGCUUCGGGUCAAAUGUCAAAGCUGCUCAUUUCAAGGUCUGCCAGAAUCUCGGACACUGCAAAGACCCAAACAGAAGCGGACAGGAGCUCUACACUGGUGCUCGGUUCUGGCUCUUUGAUGUUGCGGGCAACGCCUAUUCUCCACGUGGAGAAUUUGUUGCGGCGAAUUCUCCUCCUUUCCACUCCAACAAGAAUAUGUAUCCCGGUGGCCUCGGAUACCGGUACUAUGUCAAUUUUUGGGUUGAUAAUGACUGCACUGACUCGGACAAUCGUGCAUCUCGUCGCUGCAAUGUCAAGCUGCACAUUGAUAAUUUGCGAGACGACAAGGGCUUGGUUAUUGAAGGGGAUGCAUUGAAGACUACCACAAAUGACAAUUCUAUCAUUGUUUCUUUCCAGGAGGUAGCCUGUCCCGACACGAAGAUUCUGGAGGAACAGAACUAUGACCUUUGA
Messenger RNA from Fusarium pseudograminearum CS3096, 684 nucleotides. RefSeq lists its product as uncharacterized. The transcript has a single exon. NCBI's taxonomy places the organism in Eukaryota, Fungi, Ascomycota, Sordariomycetes, Hypocreales, Nectriaceae. The record is from RefSeq and is a predicted model, not a curated record. The coding region runs from base 1 to 684 and encodes 227 amino acids.